Molecule: messenger RNA, 444 nt
Organism: Cinara cedri
Lineage: Eukaryota; Metazoa; Arthropoda; Insecta; Hemiptera; Aphididae
Source: the annotation of a GenBank genome assembly
AUGGCUGGACAACUCAUCGAUCUGAAAAAACUGAAUGUUCAGCAACUGGCCAAGAUGAAAGAACAGAUGUUCAAAGAAGUGAGUUUGAUACAAGAUUCAUUACAGUCUUUGAAAAUAGCCCAAAAGCGGUACAUCAGUUCGCAAGAAGCUCUAGAAACCACUAAGGGCCGACCGUCUGGCACGACCAUGAUGAUACCGUUGACCAAAUCUAUGUACGCAGCAGGUACACUAGCCAAUCCUGAGCACGUAACCGUAUGCAUAGGCGCUGGAUAUUUUCUGAAGCUCGAGAUAGAUGAUGCAAUUAAAUACUUUAAGAGACGUGUUUCCUUUCUUGUUAAACAAAUGGAAAAAAUCCAACUAAUCGGUAUAGAAAAACAGAAACUACAGAAUGUUAUUAAUGAAGUACUAGAAAUGAAAUUACAAGCUCAAACGGAAAAUAAAUAA